AUGAAGAGAAAAACGGAGUCUAAAAGUACAGAAACAGAGAUAUUCAUAAAUCGAAGUAUUCCUUCUGAGCUGUUUGGUAAUACCAGAGAGGAGGCUGAGUUUAUAGCAAAGGAGGAGAUAAUGGGAUUGCUAGGAGACAUUCAGGAGGAGAAACCUUUUUCGAGUGGAGAAACAGUUGAAGACAAAAUGGAUGAGAUCUUCGAUAAGCUUGAAAAAAGUCAGGUUCUGCUGAUUGAAGGAAACACUGGGUGUGGGAAGACAACAAAGAUUCCAAAGUAUCUACUCAAGAAGUAUGAGAGAAUAGUCUGUACACAACCCAGGAGGAUAGCAGCUAUAAGUAUUGCAAAGAAAGUUGCUCGAGAUAUGAACGUGAAGCUAGGGGAGGAGGUCGGAUAUUCUAUAAGAUUUGAUGAUAGGUCGAGUAGUAAGACUAGACUAAAGUAUGCCACUGAUGGUAUUUUGAUAAGAGAGAUAAACGGCGACAAGUAUCUCAAGAAGUAUGACGUUGUAAUUGUUGAUGAAGCACACGAAAGAAGCAUCAACAUAGACAUUCUUCUUGGGUAUCUGAAGUUGAUUCUAGCGAAGAGAAGUGACAUCCGAGUGAUUAUAAUGAGCGCAACAUUGAAUUCUGAGAAGUUUGUUUCCUUCUUUAAGUGCCAGACGGUUGGGAUUAAGCAUAAGAUGUUUCCACUAGAGAUAUUUUUCUUGAAGAGGUCGGAGGUUAUGGAUUAUUUGAGUGAGGUAGUGAAGACUGUUGUUCAGAUACAUAGAACGGAGGAGAGUGGAGACAUAUUGGUGUUUCUAACAGGAAAGGAAGAAAUAAAUGGAGGAAGAGCCCUUCUUAUGGAAGCACUGGGGGACGAUGUUGAAGUAUGCUGUUUAUACAGCACCCUUUCUCCUGAGGAACAAGAGAUUGCCUUCAAGAAGGUAAAGAAGAGGAAGGUUGUUCUUGCAACGAACAUUGCAGAGACAUCGAUAACGAUUGAGGGGAUAAAGUAUGUAGUGGACUGUGGAAGGUCCAAACAGAUGAGGUACUCAGCAUCUUUUGGAAUGGAUAUAUUAGAGAUUGGGUGGAUAUCAAAAUCACAAGCGAAACAAAGAGCUGGAAGGGCAGGAAGGACUCAGAAGGGAAAGGUGUUCCGAAUAUAUUCGAAAGAGGAGUAUCAAAGGAUGAACGAUAAUGCCUUACCCGAGAUAUUUUGUUGUAACCUUGCAAAGGCUGUGCUAGAACUAAAAUCCAUUGGGUUGGAUGACAUUGUGAACUUUGAUCUUAUAGAUAAGCCUUCAUUCUCGAACUUGAAGAAGGCGUUGGAAUUGCUAUACUAUCUUCGAGCCAUAGAAGGGAAUGGAAAGAUAACACCGAUUGGGGUCCAGGCAUCCAAAAUUCCUCUAGAGCCCGAGAUGGCGGUUUCAUUAAUUGUGUCUGCCAAACUUGGAUGCCUCGAUGAUGUCUCGAUCAUAGCAGCAAUGCUGAGUGUGGGAAAUGUAUGGCAAGGGAUUUCUCGGCAUAGCCAGUUGUACAAGGCAUUCCUUCAUGCGAAGGCUGCGCAUUUCGAUAAGAGGGGAGACCAUUUUUCACUUCUUGGAAUAUACAGAAAAUGGGAGAAGACAGGAUUUAAGAUAUGGUAUCUAAAGAAAUGGUUUUUGAACAUCAGAGUUAUGCUUCAGGUUGUGAAGAUCAAGAAGCAAUUGUGCUCGAUGUUCGAGGGGCCGCCCAAGUCUGAUGAGAACAAGGUUGUUUUGUCAUUCUGUGCAGGAUAUUUUAUGAAUGUUGCCAAGCUUUCCGAAGGAUCAUACACUUCGAUAUUCAAUGAUACUCAAUGCUUUAUACACAGCUCUAGCUGUAUGUCGAAGCAGCACCCGAAAUACAUUCUUUACCAUAGCCUAUGUAGGACUGAGAAGGAGUAUGCAAGGUAUUGUAUGGAGGUAACACAAGAGGAUCUACUCAAAGGGGCAAACCAUAUGUUUAAUAAGCUUCAGGAAUCUUAA
Molecule: messenger RNA, 1989 nt
Organism: Encephalitozoon romaleae SJ-2008
Lineage: Eukaryota; Fungi; Microsporidia; Unikaryonidae
Product: HrpA-like helicase
Exons: 1
Coding region: 1-1989 (662 amino acids)
Cellular component (GO): intracellular anatomical structure
Molecular function (GO): RNA binding; ATP binding
Source: RefSeq, a predicted model, not a curated record